AGAUCUGUAUUGCUGAUGAGUACAGCAUUGUUACCAAAGAGGAAGUAACUCAAAGAAACAACUUAUAAAAGCAGAAAGAAAGUUAAAGCGAGCCACAGAAGGAAAGACAGAAAAAAUUGCAAAAGAAGCUGAAUUUCACUUCAGGAUGAAGAUCCUCCUUAUCUUUACCCUCUUCCUUAUCUCAGGUGCAGUACACUGCUAUGAUGUGUUCGGCUUCUCAGGAGGAAGCGUCAUUAUGAUCUCUGACAUUAACUGGAAUCCAAACCAUACUAAAUAUAUUUGUAAGAUGAGCCAAAAUGAGUGCAAGGAUGUAAUACGUUUUACCAGCCAAAGUAUCCAUGUCGGGUACAAACGAUUCUUGUUGUAUAGGAACACAGCAGGAUCUUUCUUAGUGUUGAUCAGGAAGCUGAAGCCACAGGAUGCUGGAAUGUACAGAUUUGGAGUGGAGGAUCAGAGCAACUACACUGUAAACCUAAAAGUACUGAAUGAUGUGUCUUGUGGGGUGCCAAAAAUAAUGAACGCUUAUCUUGGGCAGAAUAUAAGUAUCUCCUGUAACUAUCCGGGGGAGUACGAGAAAUACAACAAGUACAUCAUCACAGUGGACGAUGAGGUUCAUGUCAAACCCAUGAUUGAUACUCAAACGAUAUCUGAGAACAGCAGAUUCUCCAUUUCCGAUGACAGAAGCACUAAAGUUCUCAGCGUGAACAUCAUCAACGUCAGAGAAACGGAUGGAGUAUUUUAUUUAUUUGGCGUGUGGAGUAAAGCAGGGACAGUCGGGUAUUACUCCUACUUUGCAGAGAUUCAACUGCAUGUAACAGGAACCUACAUGACAACCUCUGCAGCACCGAGAGGAAAUCCAUCAAGUGCCGAAUACUCCAGUUCAUCUGCCGUAAUCAGUGUGUGUUUAUGUGUGGCUCUGCUGCUGAUCGGAGGAUUUGCAUUGAUGAUCUACAAACUUAAAUGCAAGAGAACGCAUAGCAGUACAAGUUUCCACAAUUUCAUCGAAGAGGAAACACAAUGAACGAAUGAGUGUGAUUGUGUCAAUGUGGAUGUGCGAACGUUGGAAUUGCGACUACACAAUUUUAAGAAGUGUAUUUCUGUUUUUUAGAAUAUUAUCCAAUUAUAUAACAUAAAGAGCAAAACACAAAGAAAUAUUCUGGAAAACAAUCAACAAUGGAAUAACACAACACUACGUUACAUGAGGUGGAGUGAAUACUGCCGCUCUUUAUCUUCACAUAAUAUUUUUAAAUCUAAUAAAAUCUCAGACAGCACAAUAUCACUACUUGAACCAGUCACAUUCUUCAGUCCUUCGUCUGAAUCCUGAACAUCUCUCAUCCAGAAUGAAGAAGUUCAUGCUAUUCUGAUCCUUUGACUUCUUGUUGAAUUGAUUGAUUGAUUGAUUGAUUGAUUGAUUGAUUGAUUGAUUGAU
Messenger RNA from Silurus meridionalis, 1429 nucleotides. RefSeq names its product polymeric immunoglobulin receptor-like. The transcript has 6 exons. Lineage: Eukaryota; Metazoa; Chordata; Actinopteri; Siluriformes; Siluridae. Bases 146 to 1021 code for a protein of 291 amino acids. The record is from RefSeq and is a predicted model, not a curated record.